AUGACGACCGGCUUUCAAAAGACUGUGAUAUAUUUACUACAAGCGCUGGUGAACGAAACAGCCAUUAAUAUAGGUUGGCUAGAUCAAAGUACGAUGACAGCUAUAAUUACAGAUAUUAACGAGCCGAGUACACAACAUUCGGUCACCGCAAAGUGUCAAAUGAAUCCAUUCUCCAACGAAUUGGAAAAUUUUCAAUGGGAAACUAUUUUGGUCGAUAAACGUGCCGUACAAAAUAUGGCUGUUUUAAGAGUACUAGGCUUGAAUCAACAACAAUACUCCAUAUUGCAACAAAAUAUUGAGGCAACCGAUCAUCUUGAAGCGAUUUAUGAACAAUGCCGAACUUCACAACCAAAAAUAUUGGAAUGUAUUGCGAGUUUAACUGGGACUUCGUUCCCAUUGACGUUCGAUCCAACUCAACCCAAAGCUUAUGCCACUUUGCUAGCAAGAGUUCCACCGCGAGAGGCACUGCUCAUUACUGAGACAUGUGGCAACAUUGACGGCUCGACGGGAAAUCCGAUUAAAAACGUUAUGUUUGGCCCAAAGCCCGGUGCGGUCGAACAUCAUCCAAUUUCAGUAGCAUUCAAACACGGUACUUCCCAACUCCAGCUUGUUUUUAACCCAAAAGCCGAAAUGCGAGAAGAAGGUUCUAUUCCAACGAGGUUGUUGAAUGAUUUUAAAUUCUACACAGACGAGCAUCACAUCCCGAUGAAUAAAUAUGCCGUUGCCGUGUCAAACAAACAAUCUAGCGUACGAAGCUCGAUUGAUGCUUUUGUAUUAUUAUCAAAACGAAGUUUCAUGCCACUGAAUGGCGAUUAUCAAAUAAAGACAAGUUUUCCGGCACAAAUCACAUCGGAAAGCCGUAUAAUCGAUUGGAAUACAGCUGAAGAUGCAAUUGAAUGUACACGAAUCGUUUCGCAAUUGGCAAGUUUGGGAAAACUGCCAGAAAAUCUUUGGGUGCUACCAACAUUGUUUGCAGCUCAAGUCAAAGGCGAUGACAAUACGACAUUCUACAUUCGUGGCGGUCUCAGCGAUGCGUACAGCAAUGGGAAUAUUGUUGGCGUACCCAAACAUUUUACACCGGUUACGGCUUGUGCAUUGACUACCCGGAAUAUUUUGACACCUCAUAAAACAUUAUUCGAAAGUAUGGCUGAAUUUGGUUUCGAUCCAGUGAACUUAUUCAAAGACAUUUCAGAUGGAAUAAUCGGUGCACAACUUCACUUCAUCGCUAUUCGUUGGGUACCAGAUGCUCACACGCAAAACGUUGCUUAUUUGUUUGAUAUGAGCCAAAAACGUUUUGCCGGUUUACUUCUCAAAGACGCCGAAUAUGAAGAAAAUAAAACUAUUCGUGGAGGAAAACUGGCAUCAUCCAUAUCUGAUUUCAAACCCAUAUUGCAAUCUGAAAGUGGAUCGAAUAUAAGGACAGUUGUCUCUACACUCUACUUCCAUCAUACAAUAUAUACGAAACACAUAGAACCACUAGCACGUCUCUUACACGACAAAUAUCAGAUAUCAAUAGCGGAUAUCCAGACAAUUGUACAUAACAGUCUGACCUCUUGGCUGGAAAAGAAUUCAGGAGUAGACAUGCAGAAUAAGAUUGACAUUUCUGGCCGAUACUACGAAAGAAACUUGGCUUGUAAAACACUGAAAAUUGGCAAGCCGCCUUACUAUCGUCUUAUUCAAAAUCAUAAAUUGCUUCCAGCUAUACAUUGA
Messenger RNA from Didymodactylos carnosus, 1710 nucleotides. Lineage: Eukaryota; Metazoa; Rotifera; Eurotatoria; Philodinida; Philodinidae. The record is from the annotation of a GenBank genome assembly.